This is a messenger RNA of Oreochromis niloticus (Nile tilapia), 1945 nucleotides long. RefSeq lists its product as uncharacterized. The record is from RefSeq and is a predicted model, not a curated record. Gene Ontology annotation, cellular component: extracellular region. Lineage: Eukaryota; Metazoa; Chordata; Actinopteri; Cichliformes; Cichlidae. The coding region runs from base 224 to 1687 and encodes 487 amino acids. The transcript is spliced from 5 exons.
AAGUGACAGCAGGCUGCACUGAGCUGUGAUUGGUUGUUUCCCAGAUUUGUGCACCUACAACAUCCCAACACCUGCUGAUGUCCCCACUCUCAGUGUGAAAGUCCACACAGAGGUGGAGCCCACAGGUGGAUCUGCCAGAGCCAGACUGACUGUGGAAAUCCAUCCCUGUAAGUAUGUGACAGGUUAGAGGAGAGUCUGUACCAGCGUGGAGUCACUGUGGGUGAUGAAGAGCAUGUGUGCACACACUGUUCAAACACAGCUACAGUGGGAAGGAGAAAACUACAAACAUGGUGGUCCUGGAUGUUCCCCAGAGUGUGAGUCAUUAGACUCUACCAACACGUCAUGUGAUCACUGUGAUGAUGUCAUCUCCUCACAGCUCAAACGUGGCCUCCUGUUAUCAAAGGACACACCAUCAACCACAGAGAUCAUCCAGGAGCUCCCAGUGGACGACCUGAAGCCAGCCGUGGUCCAGAUCUAUGACGACUACCAACCAGGUCCAAGUCUGACUAAGCUUUACUCCAACAGCUCACUGACACACUUCAGAGGAUCCAUCAGACUGAACAGUUCAUACAAGCUGAUGUUUCAAUCAGUGACUCAGAGAAAUGACACUUUGAUAAAUCUGGUUUUAGUCACUUUGAGUGUAAACAGGAAACAAACUGCAUCAUUUGUGCUUCUUGCACCAGGAUCCUCUCGUCUCUCCCACAGCAGGAAGUUCAGCUCUGCUCUCAUGAAGCAGCAGGAAGAUGUGAGGCUCAGAGUGAGGACUGAGUACAGACUGAUGGCACACUCAGCCUUUUGCCACUGCAUGCACAGCUAUCCUGGUGUUUCUUUUCUGGUUGGCAAGUGGCACAUCCUACAGGGUGGUCUCAAUAGUGUUUGGGAUGCCUCGUUCUACUGUCCACUAUAUCGUCCACCGAGUCACGAAAGAGUUGUUGGCCAUUCGCUACCAGGUCAUCCACCUCCCAACAACCCCAGAGGACCUGGAGGUAGUGUCCCGUGGGUUUGCAGGGCUGGUACGCCACAGAGCCUUUAUGAAAGCGGUGCAAUCGACGGCUGCCACAUACGCAUCAAGUGUCCAAGUGGCCCUGAUGGUCAGUGCUAUAGGAACAGAAAACUGUUUCCAUCAAUCAUCUUGCAGGCGGUUUGUGACCAUCGGGGCCGCUUCAUCGACACAUACGUGGGCUGGCCUGGGUCGGUGCAUGAUUCCAGGGUGCUCCGCCACAGCCCACUGUACAGUCAGUCAGUCUACCCUCCUCCAGGGCAUUUCAUCCUUGCAGAUGGAGGGUACCCAUGCCUCCAGCGUCCACUCCCCCUCAUCACACCCUACAAGAGGCCAGUCCAAGGUGUGGGAGCCCAGCGCUUUAACAGCCAUCAUUCCAGGGCACGCUCCAUAAUAGAGCGUGCUUUUGGGAUGAUGAAGAGCAGGUUCAGGGCCAUCUUCCUGCAAGCGCUGGAGGUGCACCACACCUUUGUACCUCAUGUAAUAACAGCAUGUGCCGUCCUCCACAACAUUUGCCUCAGUGCUGGCGACAUUGUGGCUCCUGAGGAUGAACCUGAGGAAGAUGGAGCAGAGGAUGAUGAGGGGGAGGCUGGAUUGGAGGCAGUCAGUGGUGCUCUGUGGCGGGACCAGCUGUCUGCCGAGGUGUCUGCCCUGGAGGAGGUACCACCAGACCAUGACUACUGUUAACAGUGGUGUGGCAGCCGUCGAUUGCCCUGCAAACCAGUGGAUGGACGAUGCAGUGGACAGAGGGAGGAAGCAUCCUAAAACUCUCUUUGCAGACCACCCUGUGCGAUUCUCCACUUUCUGACUAGAAAAGACAAACCAUGGGUCACAGUCGCAGCACCCCAUCCAUGUCUGAUCUUCCUUCAGCAAAUCCAGCAACACUGCCAGAGAUUUUCUGUUUGUGUAAUCUUUCAAAGUACGGUAUAUUUAAAAAAAAACGGU